Balaenoptera ricei (Rice's whale) is the source of this 4840-nucleotide messenger RNA. RefSeq names its product mitogen-activated protein kinase kinase kinase kinase 4 (gene MAP4K4). The transcript has 32 exons. Gene Ontology annotation, biological process: protein phosphorylation. Gene Ontology annotation, molecular function: ATP binding; protein kinase activity. NCBI's taxonomy places the organism in Eukaryota, Metazoa, Chordata, Mammalia, Artiodactyla, Balaenopteridae. Bases 150 to 4292 code for a protein of 1380 amino acids. The record is from RefSeq and is a predicted model, not a curated record.
GCCCCGGCCAUGGAGUGAGCGCCGCCGGCCGCCCGCCCUCCGCCCCCGGCCUCGCCCGCGGGCUUGCGCCGCCCGCCGGGCCUCCGACUCCCAGAAACACACCAGAGACCGAUUGAUUGUGGCCGGGUUUUGGGUGGCAAAAAGGGAAAAUGGCGAACGACUCCCCUGCAAAAAGUCUGGUGGACAUCGACCUGUCCUCCCUGCGGGAUCCGGCUGGGAUUUUCGAGCUGGUGGAAGUGGUGGGAAAUGGCACCUACGGACAAGUCUAUAAGGGUCGACAUGUUAAAACAGGUCAGCUGGCAGCCAUCAAAGUUAUGGAUGUUACGGAGGAUGAAGAGGAGGAAAUCAAGCUGGAGAUAAAUAUGCUGAAGAAAUAUUCUCAUCAUAGAAAUAUUGCAACGUAUUACGGUGCUUUCAUCAAAAAGAGCCCCCCAGGACACGAUGACCAACUCUGGCUUGUUAUGGAGUUCUGCGGGGCCGGGUCCAUCACAGACCUCGUGAAGAACACCAAGGGCAACACGCUCAAGGAAGACUGGAUAGCCUACAUCUCCAGGGAGAUCCUGAGGGGACUGGCGCAUCUCCACAUCCAUCAUGUGAUUCACCGGGACAUCAAGGGCCAGAAUGUAUUGCUGACCGAGAACGCAGAGGUGAAGCUUGUGGAUUUCGGCGUGAGUGCUCAGCUGGACAGAACCGUGGGGAGGAGAAACACCUUCAUAGGCACCCCGUACUGGAUGGCUCCCGAGGUCAUCGCCUGUGACGAGAACCCCGACGCCACCUAUGAUUACAGGAGUGACCUGUGGUCCUGCGGCAUCACAGCCAUUGAGAUGGCAGAAGGCGCUCCCCCUCUCUGUGACAUGCACCCCAUGAGAGCGCUGUUUCUCAUCCCCAGAAACCCUCCUCCCCGGCUGAAGUCCAAAAAAUGGUCAAAGAAAUUUUUUAGUUUUAUAGAAGGGUGCCUGGUGAAGAAUUACAUGCAGCGGCCCUCCACAGAGCAGCUUCUGAAACAUCCUUUUAUAAGGGAUCAGCCAAAUGAAAGGCAGGUUAGAAUCCAGCUUAAGGACCAUAUAGACCGGACCAGGAAGAAGAGAGGAGAGAAAGAUGAAACCGAGUACGAGUACAGCGGGAGUGAGGAAGAGGAGGAGGAGGUGCCUGAGCAGGAGGGGGAGCCCAGCUCCAUCGUCAACGUGCCCGGCGAGUCGACGCUCCGCCGGGACUUCCUGAGGCUGCAGCAGGAGAACAAGGAGCGCUCGGAGGCCCUGAGGAGGCAGCAGCUGCUGCAGGAGCAGCAGCUGCGGGAGCAGGAAGAGUACAAGCGGCAGCUGCUGGCGGAGAGGCAGAAGCGCAUCGAGCAGCAGAAGGAGCAGAGGCGGCGGCUGGAAGAGCAACAAAGGAGAGAGCGGGAAGCCAGAAGGCAGCAGGAACGUGAGCAGCGGAGGCGAGAACAGGAGGAGAAGAGGCGGCUGGAGGAGCUGGAGCGACGGCGCAAGGAAGAGGAGGAGCGGAGGCGGGCGGAGGAGGAGAGGAGGAGGGUCGAGAGGGAGCAGGAGUACAUCAGGCGGCAGCUGGAAGAGGAGCAGCGGCACCUGGAGCUCCUUCAGCAGCAGCUCCUCCAGGAGCAGGCCAUGCUACUGGAGUGCCGCUGGCGGGAGCUGGAGGAGCACCGGCAGACGGAGCGGCUCCAGAGGCAGCUGCAGCAGGAACAGGCCUACCUCCUGUCUCUACAGCAUGAGCCCCGGAGGCCCCCGCCGCCCGACAGGAGCAAGGCCGGCCUGCACGGCGCCGAGCCCAAGGCCCCGCACGAGCCCGCCGACCGGGCCCGCGAGGUGGAAGAUAGAUUUAGGAAAACUAACCACAGCUCCCCUGAAGCCCAGUCUAAGCAGACAGGCAGAGUAUUGGAGCCACCAGUGCCUUCCAGAUCAGAGUCUUUUUCCAAUGGCAACUCCGAGUCUGUGCACCCUGCCCUGCAGAGACCAGCCGAGCCACAGGUACAGUGGUCCCACCUGGCAUCUCUCAAGAACAGUGUUUCCCCUGUCUCGCGAUCCCAUUCCUUCAGUGACCCUUCUCCUCCCAAAUUUGCACACCACCAUCUGCGCUCUCAGGACCCAUGUCCACCUUCCCGCAGUGAGGUGCUAAGUCAGAGUUCUGACUCUAAGGCGGAGGUACCCGACCCCGCCCAAAAGGCUUGGUCUAGAUCAGACAGUGACGAGGUGCCUCCAAGGGUUCCUGUGAGAACGACGUCCCGGUCCCCCGUCCUGUCCCGUCGGGAUUCCCCGCUGCAGGGCAGCGGGCAGCAGAAUAGCCAAGCAGGUCAGAGAAACUCCACCAGCAGCAUCGAGCCCAGGCUGCUGUGGGAGAGAGUGGAGAAGCUGGUGCCCAGGCCCGGCAGUGGCAGCUCCUCGGGGUCCAGCAACUCAGGAUCCCAGCCCGGCUCCCACCCUGGGUCUCAGAGCGGCUCCGGGGAGCGCUUCAGAGUGAGAUCAUCAUCCAAAUCUGAGGGCUCGCCAUCUCAGCGCCUUGAAAAUGCAGCAAAAAAGCCUGAAGAUAAAAAGGAAGUUUUUAGACCUCUCAAGCCCGCUGACCUGACGGCCCUGGCCAGAGAGCUCCGAGCGGCAGAAGACGUGCGGCCGCCGCACAAGGUGACAGACUACUCCUCGUCCAGUGAGGAGUCCGGGACGACGGAUGAGGAGGACGACGACUUGGAGCAGGAAGGGCCCGAGGAGCCCCCCUCGGGGCCGGAGGACGCCAGAGCCGCGUCAUCUCUGAACUUGAGCAACGGUGAAACGGAGUCCGUGAAAACCAUGAUCGUCCACGACGACGUGGAGAGUGAACCAGCCGUGACCCCGUCCAAGGAGGGCACCCUGAUCGUCCGCCAGAGUGCAAUUGACCAAAAGCGCGCCAGCCAUCAUGAGAGCAAUGGCUUUGCCGGUCGCAUUCACCUCUUGCCAGAUCUCUUACAGCAAAGCCAUUCCUCCUCCACUUCCUCCACCUCCUCCUCCCCAUCCUCCAGCCAGCCGACACCCACCAUGUCCCCACAGACACCCCAGGACAAGCUCACUACUAAUGAGACUCAGUCCGCUAGUAGCACACUCCAGAAACACAAAUCUUCCUCCUCCUUUACACCUUUUAUAGACCCCAGAUUACUACAGAUUUCUCCAUCUAGUGGGACAACAGUGACUUCUGUGGUGGGAUUUUCCUGUGAUGGAAUGAGAUCGGAGGCCAUAAGGCAAGAUCCUACCCGGAAGGGCUCAGUGGUCAAUGUGAAUCCCACCAACACUAGGCCACAGAGCGACACCCCAGAGAUUCGCAAAUACAAGAAGAGGUUUAACUCCGAGAUUCUGUGCGCUGCCUUGUGGGGAGUGAACUUGUUGGUGGGUACAGAGAGUGGCCUGAUGCUGCUGGACAGAAGUGGCCAAGGGAAGGUGUAUCCUCUGAUCAACAGAAGACGAUUUCAACAGAUGGACGUCCUGGAAGGCUUGAAUGUCUUGGUGACAAUAUCUGGCAAAAAGGAUAAGUUACGUGUCUACUAUUUGUCCUGGUUAAGAAAUAAAAUACUUCACAAUGAUCCAGAAGUUGAGAAGAAGCAGGGCUGGACGACCGUGGGAGAUUUGGAAGGAUGCGUACACUAUAAAGUUGUAAAGUAUGAAAGAAUCAAGUUUCUGGUCAUUGCUUUGAAGAGUUCUGUGGAAGUCUAUGCGUGGGCACCCAAGCCAUAUCACAAAUUUAUGGCCUUUAAGUCGUUUGGAGAUUUGGUGCAUAAGCCAUUACUGGUGGAUCUCACUGUUGAGGAAGGCCAGAGGUUGAAAGUGAUCUAUGGAUCCUGUGCUGGAUUCCAUGCUGUUGAUGUGGAUUCAGGAUCAGUCUAUGACAUUUAUCUACCAACACACGUAAGAAAGAACCCACACUCUAUGAUCCAGUGUAGCAUCAAACCCCACGCAAUCAUCAUUCUCCCCAACACGGAUGGAAUGGAGCUUCUGGUGUGCUAUGAAGACGAAGGGGUCUAUGUGAACACCUAUGGAAGGAUUACCAAGGAUGUGGUUCUGCAGUGGGGAGAGAUGCCAACGUCUGUAGCAUAUAUUCGAUCCAAUCAGACGAUGGGCUGGGGAGAAAAGGCCAUAGAGAUCCGGUCUGUGGAGACCGGCCACUUGGAUGGUGUGUUUAUGCACAAAAGGGCUCAAAGACUGAAAUUCUUAUGUGAACGCAACGACAAGGUGUUCUUCGCCUCGGUCCGGUCCGGGGGCAGCAGCCAGGUGUACUUCAUGACGCUGGGCAGGACCUCUCUUCUGAGCUGGUAGGAGUGGCGGGCGGGUAUGCCGGCCCCGGAGUCAUCGAGAUGAGAACCUGGAAUUCCUGGCAACUGGCGCUCGGAGCCGCCCGGGCCGCGCGGGCGGGGGUCUCCUCUCCCCUCCCGCCCGCUCUUACCAGUUCAUCUCCACUCCCUUCUUGUCCUGUUCGAAAUAAAUCAAGGCUGCAACGCAGCUGGUGCUGUUGAGACUCUACCGUCAGGUGCUAUCGGUGUUGGAAUCAAGCAUCAGGCAGAACGCAAACGCCUUCCCUCCAGCUCCAGAAUUCCUCGUCUGUGACUCUGUCCCGGGGUGUCUGCAGGUGGAGAACAGACACGCCGGCGGGUGGUUAGAAGUGGGCACAGCGAGUGUAAAGUGUGCUCGGACGAGCAGGUCACUGAAGCCAAGAGCAGAUUUAAUAUAGUAACAUUAACAAUGUAUUUAAUUGACAUUUCUUUUUUGUAAUGUGACCAUAUGUGGACAAAGAAGAAGGUGCAGGUUUAAGAAGUUAAUAUUUAUAAAAUGUGAAAGACACAGUUACUAGGAUAACUUUUUUGUGG